AUGCACGCCGAAAAAAACCACAUCUUCAUAUUCGACUUCGGAUGCCACCAAUCCGGGUCUAUGGUACGCUUCCUUCGCGGACUGGGCAUCACAUGCGAGCUCUUCCCGAUCGAAAAUGCUGUAGAAAUACUAUCUAAGCGUAUACCUGGUGGUGUCAUUCUUAGCGGAGGCUCUGAAAGCGUUGAAGACAAGGAUUCUAUCAGCCUUAACCACAAAAUACUGGAAAUAUGUGAAUCACACAAAGUACCUGUUCUAGCCUUGGCCUAUGCCAUGUACGCUCUAUGCAAAGCUCUUGGAGCAUCUAUAACCAAUUUGGGGCCACAAGAAAGUGAAUACAAGAAGGAAACUAUCCAUGUGCAUGCUGGCUCAGACAGCAUCCUUGAAGGAACUUCUAGUUCGUUCGUAGCACACGGAUGCCACCUCGAUAAAAUCAACUCUGUUCCCUCAGGGUACACCACUUCUAUGAAGGGGGCUGAUGGAACUCCUGCCGGUAUUGUGAAUACCCAUACCAAUGUUAGGGCCUUCUGCUUCCACCCUCAAGAUGCUGAGGAUGGCCAUGCCGACCCAAUCAUGAAAAAAUUCUGCUUCGACGUAUGCCACUGCCAAAGGACGUGGGAUAUGCGCAGCUACCACGAACAAACAAAGAAAGACGUUAUUAAACAAUGUGGUGAUGACAAGUUUGUCGUUGCCGGACUCUCUGGUGGUGUAGACAGCACCGUUUGCGCCGCAAUUGUACAUGAGGCUAUACAUGAAAGGUUCCAUGGUAUCAUGAUCAACACUGGUCUUAUGAGGUACCAGGAAACUCAGAAGUGCUAUGACAGACUUAAAGAUGAAAUCCCAGGAAUCCAGCUUACUGUACGUGACUCUUCUGAAGUUUUCUUCAAAGAACUCAAGGGAGUAGUUGACCCCGAGCAGAAACGUAAGGUGAUCGGAAGAGUAUACAUUGAGGAAUUCGAGAGGGCCAUGAAGGAACUCGGAUACAACCACGGAAAUUGCCUACUUCUACAAGGUACUAUCUACCCCGAUAUCUUGGAGUCCGAACUAAACAGAAGGAGCAAACUACCCGUCAAAUCACACCACAAUGUAGGAGGACUUCCCGAAAAUCUUAAAUUCGAACUUAUCGAACCAGUGCGUCUGCUAUUCAAGGAAGAAGUUAGAGAACUUGGUAAAUACCUAGGACUCUCUGAAAAGAGUUACAACAGACACCCAUUCCCAGGACCCGGUCUCGGAGCUAGAGUACUUGGCGAACUUAUCCCAGAACGUGUUGAAAUUGCCAGACAAGCAGACAGGUACAUGUUCGAAGAGCUUGAAGCAAGGGGAUUGGUUGACAAGGUCUCACAAUGUGCAUGUGUGUUGCUUCCCAACACCCGCUCAACCGGACUUAGGAACUCGGCUAGGGUAUACGGUAUGGUCGUUGUUGUACGUAUCAUCAUGACCGUCGACUUCGUAACCGCCCAAUUCGCCAGACACAUCGAUAUGGAGUGCCUUGCCGCCAUCUCACGUAGGAUUACGGAAAACAUCCCCCAAAUCAACAGGGUGUGCUACGAUAUCACCGACAAACCACCAGCUACCAUUGAAUGGGAGUAG
Messenger RNA from Babesia sp. Xinjiang, 1587 nucleotides. Its product is annotated as GMP synthase [glutamine-hydrolyzing]. Gene Ontology annotation, biological process: GMP biosynthetic process. The record is from RefSeq and is a predicted model, not a curated record. NCBI's taxonomy places the organism in Eukaryota, Apicomplexa, Aconoidasida, Piroplasmida, Babesiidae. Bases 1 to 1587 code for a protein of 528 amino acids. Gene Ontology annotation, molecular function: GMP synthase (glutamine-hydrolyzing) activity; ATP binding; GMP synthase activity. Gene Ontology annotation, cellular component: cytosol. The transcript has a single exon.